Messenger RNA from Colletotrichum scovillei, 1531 nucleotides. RefSeq lists its product as uncharacterized. The record is from RefSeq and is a predicted model, not a curated record. NCBI's taxonomy places the organism in Eukaryota, Fungi, Ascomycota, Sordariomycetes, Glomerellales, Glomerellaceae. The transcript has 2 exons. The coding region runs from base 350 to 1513 and encodes 387 amino acids.
UCUUCCCACCAAACGCGCGACUCCCGCCGUAUAGCACCGGGGCACCGAAAAGCGACGACAAGUCCUCAGCUCAGCCUCACCAACGUCAUCUUACCUUUUUCGAGGUUCACAAAGGCAUUCCGUCUCAGCCUUCUUUGUUUGUGCAAUCGCUCCUAUUUUGUAGAGUAAUACUCUGCAACAUCAGCACAAACACUCAUAUAGGGCUCUCUGGCUGAGGAUCUAUCUAGAGUUCCUUGUGCACCAGGCUCCCCACUCGUUUGCGAUCCGUGGCAUCCGGUAUAUACCAACAUCCCGCAUCACGAAAGCCCAAACUCCUGGAUUUGUCGCUCCCACACCACCUACCCGCACGAUGGAAUCCUUAUUCAGCGCCUCCAUCGAGCCAAAAACGGCGGCGAUCGUAGCUACGACCGUCGUCGCGACGCUUUCCGUUCUGUCCCUUGCGCGACUCGGUCUCUACCCCAACUGGGGCACCGCAAUCCCAAACCCUCUCAAGACCAAGAUUCCCACGCUCGCAAGCGAUGAGGUCAAGAAGCUUCCCUACCACCCAGACUACUUCCCCGGCGCCCGGGAUGUGGACACGCCUUACGGCUCCAUCCGCGUCUACGAAUGGGGCUCAACCACCGGGCCAAAAGUAGUCCUCAUCCACGGCAUCAGCACCUCCUGCAUGACCCUCGGCCCCAUCGCCCACGCUCUCGCCGCCCGCGGCUGCCGCGUCAUGCUCUUCGACCUCUUUGGCCGCGGCUUCUCCGACGGCGUCGGCGACCUGCCCCACGACACGCGCCUGUACACCACCCAGGUCCUCCUCGCCCUCGCCUCCUCCCCGCUCGCCUGGUCCGGCACCGACGCCGUCCGCGUCGUGGGCUACUCCCUGGGCGGCGCCGUCGCCGCCUCCUUUGCGGCGUCGUUCCCGCAUAUGGUCGAGAGUCUCGUCCUGCUCGCGCCCGCGGGUCUCAUUCGCGCGGAGAACUUUGGCGUGCUGGCGCAGGUUACGUUCCAGUCUGGCCUUGUGCCUGAGCGUAUUCUGGCUGCUGUUACGAGGAAGAGGUUGCAGAAACCGUUGGCGAGUAAGCGGUCUAAUGCUGUAGAGGAUGAGGAAGAUCCGGUGGAGAAGGUCGUCGACGUCGCGGCCGCGGAGGUGUCUGGUCCCCACGGCAACGGGGAGGAUCAGAAGGUCGAGCGGAAAGUGCGUGAGUAUGUCCCCUGGAUGGUCGCGCACCACGAGGGUUUUGUCAAGGCGUUCAUGUCGUGUGUGCGGUGGGCGCCGCUUACGGGCCAGCACCAGACGUGGCGGGUUCUAGGUCAGAGGAAGAAGGGUACUACGGCGGUGUUUAUCGGGAAGACGGACGAGGUUAUCGAUGUUGAACACUAUGCCAAGGAUGGGUUGCCGUUGUUGGGCGGCGAGGAGAAUGUGACGUGGAGGGUCCUUCCUGGGGGUCACGACUUUGUCAUGACCAAGACGGAGUACAUUAUGCGGGAGUUGGAUGCUUUCUGGGGUAUGAAGGUGCAGUCGUGAAGUAACGAUGAGGGAUGU